This is a messenger RNA of Glycine soja, 1619 nucleotides long. RefSeq names its product protein JINGUBANG-like. Lineage: Eukaryota; Viridiplantae; Streptophyta; Magnoliopsida; Fabales; Fabaceae. The transcript has a single exon. The coding region runs from base 21 to 1388 and encodes 455 amino acids. Gene Ontology annotation, molecular function: protein binding. The record is from RefSeq and is a predicted model, not a curated record.
UCUUUUCCCAUCACCAUGUCAUGGAUUUCUAUGGCAAGAGAACCCUCCUCAGCCUAAUGGACACCGAAAAGCCAGAACAACCGCCACAAUCCCCCGUUCACCUUCGCGUCCAAACCCACAGAGAGAUUAGCGAACAAGACGUUCAGUUCAGUCCUCCAAGGCCUUCAAGCACUACUACUUCCGAUGGCAUGUUCCCUAUGAUAAUGCCAGAUUCACCAUGGACACUUUCCCCUCUCCCAACCCCUUCACCUUCUCUUCUUUAUCACUGCAUCGCUUCGCUCCACCGCCACGAAGGUAACAUCUACGCAAUUGCAGCUUCAAAGGGUUUAGUCUUUACCGGCUCAAAUAGUAGUAGAAUUCGCGUGUGGAAGCAACCAGAUUGCAUGGACAGAGGGUACCUCAAAGCAAGCUCUGGUGAGGUGAGAGCCAUUUUGGCUUAUAGCAACAUGCUUUUCUCCACGCACAAGGAUCACAAGAUAAGAAUAUGGACCUUCACCGUUUCGGAUAGCUUCAAGUCCAAGAAAGUAGGUACACUCCCUAGAAAAACUUCUAUUCUUUUGUUCCCUUCAAGAGGAAAAAACACGCCAAAGCACAAAGAUUCUGUGUCUUGCAUGGCUUAUUACCACUCUGAGGGUCUCUUGUACACUGGCUCCCACGACAGAACAGUGAAGGCGUGGCGUGUUUCAGAUCGAAAAUGCGUUGACUCGUUCGUGGCACACGAGGAUAAUGUCAACGCCAUAUUGGUGAACCAAGACGAUGGUUGUCUUUUCACCGGUUCCUCUGACGGGUCGGUGAAGAUAUGGAGAAGGGUUUACACUGAAGACUCUCACACUCUUACCAUGACUCUAAAGUUCCAACCUUCACCGGUCAAUGCCCUUGCAUUGAGUUGCUCGUUCAACCACUGUUUCCUCUAUUCAGGUUCCUCAGAUGGGAUGAUAAAUUUUUGGGAGAAGGAAAGGUUGUGUUAUAGGUUCAACCACGGAGGGUUCUUGCAGGGUCACCGUUUUGCGGUUCUUUGUCUAGCAACGGUUGGGAACAUGAUAUUCAGUGGGUCAGAGGACACGACAAUUAGGGUUUGGAGGAGAGAGGAAGGGAGUUGCUACCACGAGUGUUUGACGGUUUUGGAUGGACAUAGAGGGCCAGUGAAGUGCUUGGCUGCGUGCCUCGAGAUGGAAAAGGUUGUGAUGGGGUUCUUGGUGUAUAGUGCUAGUUUAGACCAGACAUUUAAGGUAUGGAGGAUUAAGGUUUUGCCGGAUGAAAAGAUGUGCAUGGACUAUAGUGACCAGUGUGAAGCCGCCACUAGGGUCAAGAUUAGGGACUACGACAUGAGCCCGGUUCUGUCGCCUUCCUGGGUCGAGAAGAAGCUUCAAGGUAGCUAUUUUCAGUAGGAUUAAUAGUCAGCAGCAAGGUUUCCCGCCACAACGUGAAGGUUUUUAGAAUGUCUGAGGCCACAGUAAUUAUGAUAACGUUUUAUUUGCAAUUUCUCGCAAUAUCAAAGAAGGCAUGGAAAUUAAACCGUGACCGAGAUGAUUUUUUUUAAAAAAAAAAAAAAACCUUGAUCAUCAUUGAUAAAUAUGUCUUCCCCUACGCUAGCUCAAGGAGUAAAAGGAUAACCGGAA